Molecule: messenger RNA, 1134 nt
Organism: Neoarthrinium moseri
Lineage: Eukaryota; Fungi; Ascomycota; Sordariomycetes; Amphisphaeriales; Apiosporaceae
Exons: 4
Coding region: 1-1134 (377 amino acids)
Biological process (GO): protein targeting to vacuole; protein catabolic process in the vacuole; proteasome-mediated ubiquitin-dependent protein catabolic process
Cellular component (GO): extrinsic component of membrane; GID complex
Source: RefSeq, a predicted model, not a curated record
AUGCCGACGCCAUCGAGCAACCCACCGCCUGAGCUGCCGCCCCGAUCGCACAGCUCAUCGUGCCCAGACGAGCUACGUGCAUCCACAUCCUCGUGGCGACCUGAUCAGCACGAGGUGGGAGUCGACGAGAUGCAUGUAGAUAGCGACUCGGCUGCGUCUCCCGAGUCCGUCAGCGCGCCUUCGCUGGCGUCGACGGCUACCAUCCUGGCGGAGGACGUCGACAUUGAUUCCUCGACAGACUCGCCCAGGCCCGAGUCUCGGAGCGGCGGCGAAGCAUCACGACACACAUCCGAAGACACAGAAGUUGACGAGGGCCCGUCACAGUCAAGCAGCGGCAGCAAGGCUGCCGAAACCGAUCAUGCAACGACGGCGGCGGAGGACGGGCCCGAAGACCUGCGGAAAGCUACUGCAUCGGACCGGGGCAGCGCGGCUUUCGACAUGGCCUCCCCAACGAGUGCGGACGGCACCAAAACGGAAGACAGGACCGUGUCAAGUGCCAAGAUGCAAGACGACUACUUUGUACCACAGAUGGGCUAUGAGUAUUCCAAUGUUCGGAUAAUGCCGACAACGACAUCCUCGUACCUGCGCCCAGGAAGCAAAUUCCACGGCACGCAGCAGUCGGAACGACAAAUCUACGACGUACAGGUAGAAAUCAAGUACGUCGAUCUGCGGGAGUCGUUCUUAUGCGGCUACUUGAAGAUACAAGGCCUCACGGAAGACAACCCCACGCUCACAACAUACUUUGAGGGCGAGAUCAUCGGGUCGCGGUACAGCUUCGUGACCGGCCACCCGUCGUGGGGCGCCACCGAGAAGGUCGACAUCAGCCACUGGAACAAGUUCAGCGCGUUCCGGCCGUACGCGAAGACGGUCAAAAAGGGCGGCCACGUGACGAUUCCGAACCUCGCGAGCAGGGAUAACAUCUUCAUGCGGUGGAAGGAGCACUUCCUCGUGCCGGACCAUAGAGUGCGCACGAUCAACGGUGCUAGCUUCGAGGGCUUCUACUACAUCUGUUUUAACCAGCGCGAGGGCAGCGUCUCUGGCAUCUAUUUCCACGCCAAGAGCGAGAGGUUUCAGCAAUUAGAGCUCAAACACGUCGAGGAUAGGGGCUGCUUCGGGGCCAUGGAAUUUCGAUGA